CUGAAGGUUCAGAACAAUUUUUCGGCCCAAUCCAAUCAAAACUCCAAACCAAGCCCAUCUCUAGGGUUUGAUAGUCGUCACAGGCUCCCAAGUCCCAACACUAAUUUUGUCAAAAACUGAUUUUAUGAUCCGGGGUAGCUCUCUCUCUCUCUCUCUCUCUCUCUCUUGCCCUAAUCUCUGCAACGAACGCUCUCGCGCACGGAGGACGACCGACGAAGAGUUUUAUGCACCCUUGAAGGCCGAAGCCUCAGAAAUCUGAAAGGUUUUCAAACAUCCUGCAAAAACUUGUGAAAGAUCAUCAAGAGCUUUAUAGGGAUAUCGCUGGCGGGCCUUGCAGGAAAUGGAUCCUGGUCGCUAUGGUCUUCAGCAAGGAUGGGAUAAUAACAGCGCUUUGGAGGGAUAUGGUGCAGUGCAUGAGCCAAACUUCCGGGUUGGUGCUUCAUACGAUGAUAGGAGGUUUCUAGAUGAAAGGUUCCCUAGGGAUAACAUAUAUCCGAGGAAUGCCUUCCACCGAGACAUUUUGGAGAGGGAACCCUAUCCACCUCCACCUCCUUCUAUUGGUCUUUGGCACCAAUCACGAAGAAGAAGUUACGAAGAAGAGUAUUCAUUGGAAAGAGAAUCUAGACGACAUGAAAAGCCAUAUCUUGAUUCGUACCAUGAGAUGGAUACUUUCCAUGAAGCUGAUAAGUAUCGCGAAAUUGAUUCAUUCCAAGAAUAUGACAAGUUUCGGGAUGGGUACCAUAGUAUCGAUAACUAUCGUGAUCAUGGAUUUGACAGGCCAACUAGAUUUGGGGGACGUGACCGUGAUGAUUACUCAUAUGAUGAUUAUGACUAUAGACCUCGCGUGUCCCAUCAAAACAGGGAGAGUAGCCGCGAGAGGGACUAUGAUUAUGGCAGGCACAGUUAUGAUUCUGAUUAUGAUAGAGGUAGUAGGAGAGAAAGUAAUUGGAGAAGGCGCGAGUCCCGUGAUCGCGAGCGUGAGAAGAGAUUGAGUCGGGAAAGAGAUCAAAGUCCUCAUAGGAAACAUGACCGUUCCCUAUCUCGUGGACGUGAUGAUCGUCCUAGAUCAAGAUCUCCUCGAAGUCGUAGCCAUGGUCGUGGUCAUCGAGAGGACAGCUACGAUGACAGCCGGUAUGAGAGGGUUGAGAAACGUAGGGAUCGUGAAGAGAAACGUCAGCAUGAGCAUUAUUCUGUGGCUCCAUCUGCAACUGUUGUUGUGAAGGGUCUCUCACAGAAGACUACUGAGGAAGAUCUUUACCAGAUUCUUGCUGAAUGGGGACCGCUUCGCCAUGUUCGUGUGAUUAAGGAGCGGAAUUCUGGCAUCUCUCGUGGUUUUGCUUUUAUUGAUUUUCCUUCCGUGGGAGCUGCUCGUACAAUGAUGGACAAAAUUGGAGAUGAAGGUCUUGUUAUAGAUGGGAGGAAACUUUUCUUUGAGUACAGUAGCAAGCCAACUGGAGGGGCAAGUGGACAUUUUGGACAAGAAAAUUCUGCAAAAUCAAGUCAUGUUAACCAUAAAAGCAUUACAGUUCCAUCUGAUUGGAUGUGCACCAUCUGUGGUUGUGUCAAUUUUGCCCGUCGAACAUCCUGCUUUCAGUGCAACGAGGGGCGGACUGAUGAUGCUCCACCAGCCGAUAUAGCAUCAUCAAAUCCAACACCCUUAGGAAGGAAAGGAUUGGAGGCAGGCCCUACACAUGUUUUAGUUGUUCGUGGAUUGGAUGAAAAUGCUGAUGAGGAAAUGCUUCGUUAUGAAUUUUCCAAACAUGCUCCCAUUAAGGAUCUGCGCCUUGUCAGAGACAAAUUUACUCAUGUUUCAAGGGGAUUUGCAUUUGUGCAUUUCCAUUCGGUGGAGGAUGCCACUAAAGCUCUUGAAGCAACCAAUGGGACAACUUUAGAGAAGAAUGGGCAGAUUUUACGUGUAGCUUAUGCAAAGAGUAUUCUUGGACCAGGAUCGGGGGCCUCAGGAUCUUCUCAGUCUAGCAGCCUUGCUGCUGCUGCAAUUGAGGCAGCUACAUUUGCUCAACAGUAUGAUGCUGUUGGAUGGGCUCCAAAGGAGUAUAAUCCCGAUGACAAACAGUCCACUGGUGGGCAGGAACAAGGUGGUGAAGACCAAGCUGUUCAACAAGUUGGUUCAGCUCCACAAUCUGGCUUUGUGUGGGAUGAGGCAUCUGGAUAUUAUUAUGAUGCUGCCUCUGGGUUUUACUAUGAUGGGAAUACGGGUCUAUAUUAUGAUGGUAACGGUGGAACUUGGUAUUCUUAUGAUCACCAAACUCAACAGUACAUUCCCUGCACUGAUCAGAGUGACAAUAAAUCAUCUGGAAAACAGUCUGGGCCUUCCAAGGCAUCAGAUAGUACCAAUAAUAGGAAAGUAGUAAUAUCUGCCCCAGCUGCUACCAUCACUUCAACUGAGAAGUCUACCUCCUUACCAGAUGCUGUUCAGGCAGCUGCAACAGCUGCAAUUGCCGCAGAAAAGAAAGAGAAGGAGAAGUCAAGAGAGAUAAGGCUUGCUUCGAAGAGCAGUAUUCUGGCCAACAAGAAAAAAAUGAGCAAUGUAUUGACAAUGUGGAAGCAGAGGAGUCAUGAAGGGCAAGCACCACGUGUGGCUCUUGAUGACAGCCAAAUAUCUGCUCCAGCUGAUGACAGACUUAGUUCUGCUGGAAUGCCCUCAAAAAGCAAAUUCAAAUCUGAUGUCAUAACUACAAAGGAGAACAUCACAUCCAGUUCAGGGUUUACUAGUACCACCCCUACUACUCAACCUGUUGGUUUGGAGUCACAGGUCAAGCCAAGGCCUGUGAGCAACAGCCUGGGGGGCACUGUAAUGGGGGUAAUUAGGGGCUCAGGAAGAGGUGUUGUCAAGUCAGAUACUCUGUAUUCAGGAUCUUCAGGGGGAGUCUCCACCUCUUCAGCUGCAGCUGCAUCCACCACAGUUUUGGCAUCAUCAACAAAUAUGGAUAUGCCUUCGGCCAUGACCCCCUUCAGAACAGAUGCAUCAGCAUUGGGUUCUUAUGCAUCAUCUGCAGCUGCAGGGAGUGGCAAGAGGAGAUUUUCUGAGAUGCCGUCACAGCCAGCUUCUAAUUAUAAGGAGCAUUCGCAGACUACCUACAGGGACCGUGCAGCUGAGAGGAGAAGCUUGUAUGGUUCAUCAUCCUCUGUUGGAGACGACCUAUCUGUGCUUGGGAUUGCGGAUAUAAAUCGAGAUUUGGCAUUCAAAAAGGGGUCUUUUGAUUCAAUGCCUUUCCCCCCUGGUGUUGGGGGAGGUCGUGGAGCUGGUGAUGUUAAUAGCAAUGUUCAGAGUUAUGAGGUGAUUACAGCAGACAAGGCAAUUGAUGAGAGCAAUGUGGGCAAUCGAAUGCUUCGCAGCAUGGGUUGGCAUGAAGGCUUGGGAUUAGGCAAGGAUGGUAGUGGCAUGACGGAGCCAGUCCAAGCACAAACCAUGGAAAGUAGAGCCGGACUUGGAAGUCAGCAGCAACAGCAGCAGCAGAAGUUGGGUCCGGGCCUUGAGGUGCAGUCUGGUGAUAGUUACAAAACCGUGAUUCAGAAGAAGGCCCUUGCCAGGUUUCGGGAGAUGUCUUAGGUACGUGCUGGUGGUGUGGAUGGAUUGUUGACCGUUCCUGGAGCAGCGUCUCAGCAUAUACGACCGCAGCCAAAUCCUUUAAAAGGUGGGCCGGUGGGUAGGGGUCAUGUAGACAAAUGUGACAAUGCUUCAUUAAAUCUGGAAGAAAUAUAUAUAUAAAUAUAUAUAUUUUUUUAUAGCCAGCUCUAAAAUUAAACUAUGAUUUAUAUUGUCGUUUGGUAUGGUAAGCCGUGCCUAUUGAGGUGUAGCCCAAAAACACGAGGCUGUGAAUGUGUGGCUUGUGGUAGAUUUGUAAGCGGGUCUUUAGUCUGGAAUGCCCCAGCACAAUUGUCUC
Molecule: messenger RNA, 3905 nt
Organism: Malania oleifera
Lineage: Eukaryota; Viridiplantae; Streptophyta; Magnoliopsida; Santalales; Ximeniaceae
Product: SUPPRESSOR OF ABI3-5
Exons: 16
Coding region: 341-3571 (1076 amino acids)
Biological process (GO): mRNA splicing, via spliceosome
Cellular component (GO): nucleus
Molecular function (GO): RNA binding
Source: RefSeq, a predicted model, not a curated record